AUGGCCAUGGGCCAUUUAGCAAAAGAUCAUCGGUUCUAUCAGCAAGCAAGUGCUCAGUACAGCUGCGCCUUAAAUCCAUUGCGCAAAGAGAUUCGAAACCCUGUCCAUUUAACCCAGGAUUAUACCCCUGUGGGUAUCUGGCUACUGGGUUUGUCCGGAGCACUUUGCGACGACAAUGACAGGCCGUGGGCACCUCACGCUCAAGCUCUUGCACGUCUUUUGAAGAUUCGUGGCCGACAGCAAUUGACCACAAUGCAAGGAAGAGCGAUCUUUCGCAUGAUAUUCGGACAUUUGGUAUUGAUGAACCUAAAUUCUGGCACUCGACCGAUCAUGGAUCCUACACAAUGGAUCAGUGAACUCGAAGACUUUCUACCGAACCAGCCUCUGGACCGAGGUUGCGAAGCAGUUCUCCGCAUUAGUCAAUUCUGCGCCUCUAUACGGGACAUUCCUCUAGUGCCAGGGACGCAGGAUGAAGACCUGCUUAAUCUUAUCCUCCAGAUUAGAAUUUAA
Messenger RNA from Rhinocladiella mackenziei CBS 650.93, 510 nucleotides. RefSeq lists its product as uncharacterized. The record is from RefSeq and is a predicted model, not a curated record. Bases 1 to 510 code for a protein of 169 amino acids. NCBI's taxonomy places the organism in Eukaryota, Fungi, Ascomycota, Eurotiomycetes, Chaetothyriales, Herpotrichiellaceae. The transcript has 3 exons.